AUGCGCGCCUCUACGGGAGGGUCAGCCGCGCGGAUGGCGGCUGAUCUCGACGAGAUGGACGAGAAGCUGCGCCGCCUCGGCCUGGACGUGGAUCCCCCCAUCACAACACCGCCGUCCUUCGCCCCCUCGGCAGCACACAACAACGCGGACUAUAUUCGCUCUAUCCGCGCAGCCAAGGAGGAGAAACGACAAGCACGCCUGGACAGGUUGGCUCGGCUGGCGACCACUGCAGAGAAGCAGCAGUCAUUGAGCUGUGCUCCUGCAUCAUUAACAGCUGGUGCUGUCGCGAACACCUCACGCGCUGAUCAUGCGACUGCAGACGACAAGGCAUUGCUCGUGGGUGACGUUGUCGAUGCCGCCUUGCGAGCGAGUGAGAAGAGCAAGAGCGACCGCGCGCAGCAACUCCGAGCGGAGCGCACGUUGAAGGCUGCUGCGGACCACCGACAGUGCUGCACGAAGGAACACAACCAGCUGCUCUCCGCGUCACCGUCAAGCAGCAUGGUGGCACUCUCACUGGUGCUCACCGCGCCGGAGCGGCGGGAGCGCAAGCGUCAAGAGGCAGCAGUAUGGUGUGCAGGGGUGGCGCGAGGGCUGGUGGAGUUGGCCAUGGAGGUGUCCGACAAUCGACACCUGCCUGCCACUGGGUUUGGCGGGAGGCCUGUAUAUCGGCUGCACCAAGACCUGGCCGUUACGCAGUGGAGGCAGUGGGUAGAACAAUUGGUCUUUCCUACGUCGUUGCCAACCGCCGCAGCGGAGAGCACGCGGCGCGGCGAUGACGGGGCUGCCGACAUCGACAGCGAAGUCGCUGACUUCUCAGCCUCGAAGAGUGCAGAGGUGCAGCAGCAGCUUUCACAGCAGGCGCUCAGCGCUAACCUGCACCUCGAAGCGGCGAAGUGCAUCGCAUCGGCAACUGAGGCCGACACGCAGGAGGCUGUGCGAGCGCAAGCGGAGUCCGUGGCGUGUGUCCUGGCGAAGCUGCAGGCAGAAGUGGCGCGCCAGCGCAAGGCCGCCGAGGAGGUUGUGCGGCUGUCCGCUGACGAGGCCAACCACCCCACUCUAAUGGCCGCCCAGGGUAAUGCGGAUGUCUCUGGCACUCCUUGCCGCGCGGAACUACUGCCAGGGUGGGCACAACGGAUGCCGCCGGCAGCGUGCUUCGUCUAUGGCGACGACCUCAGCGGGGCCCGGCUGCUGGCUGACACGAUUGACAUGUGCGUGCAGCGCAAAUUGCACCACCAGCAGCAGCCCCCUUCAUCACAGUCGCCGCAUCGCCGGCUCACCUCAUUGCGCCAAUACUCGCCUGUGACUGGAGAAGGCUCUGAAGCCACCGCGGCAGAUGUUUCCUCCACCGUGUCCUCCGCCGCCGCAUCGCCAGAGGACCUCCUCUCCCUCUUUGCCGUGAGUGAAAUCGGUGUCGAGGGCAGCGACCCCGCGUUGGCCGAGGGGGGCGCGGUAGCCACGUACGUCACCCCGCGUACGCUGCUCAGCAACGGUGCGCUGAGUUCCGUGGGCGGCGACGCAAAGCGAAGCGGCUCCGCAGGGCGUUCGCAGCGGGCGCAACUGCACUCUUCGGCUGGCAGCAGCAACCCUGCUCUCGGUAGUGGCGCAUCUCAGGGGGUUGCCCCCACCAUCGGUCCGGGAACCAGCAGCGGCGCCGCAUCCCGCGCCGGUCAGCGGGUUACUGCGUCGUCCCCGGAGGGCAGGCGCGAAAACGAGCAGCUGAUCGACGCCGUCGUACGGGAAGUCGUGCGAGUGCAUCGCCACAACUUGGGAGUUCUGGCUGGUGAUCUCAUGCCGUCGUGGGCGCCGAAGCCACCGGUAACUGCCACCGCUACCGGCUCGAUCGCCACAGAAGAGGAAAGCAAGCAGCCCAGCUUCGCCCCGUUGGCGUCUGCGCCCCUUCGCACGCUUUUUCUCGUUGGUUUCCCUGAGACCGCUUCCUUCACCGAGGUGCUAGCGUGGCGUCUGAGGCAGGCAACGGCGACAGCGGAGACGGAGCUAAUUGAAAUAGAGGGUCGUCGGCGAGCCGCCGAGCAGCAGGCAGCGGCCGCCACCGCAGCGGCGGCCGAGUCGAGCAAGCAGCGCUUGUCUCCGUCUGCAAAGGGGACAAAAGGGGGGUCGCCUGGGCCGGCACGCUCCAGAGGCAACCGACCUGCCAAGACUGUGGCAGGCGCGGAGGAGCAGGCUGUGUCGGCCAUGGUGGAAGAGCUACAAGCCGCGAUUGCGAUGCCGCCUCUUAGUGUCCUGGCAACCUUCCUUGUCUACGAUCUGCCGACACGCCAGCGGCGGCUCAAGGCGGCAUCGUUUGCAACAGACCCAGCGGCGGCGCAGCGGUCCAGCGGCGACGAUUGUGAGGAUGACCUCAGCAACCUCUCGGCUGUCGUCGGCGGCGUGCUGUUGCGCUCUGUGGGACAAGAAUACACCCAUCCCGUGUACAACCCAUCCGCGGAAGACAUUCAGAGCUGCGGACCUCCGUCGAUGGUCAAAGAGCUUUCACCGGCGCGGCCCACUAGCUUCCGUCAGGGCGGCCUCUCGGGUGCACUCCCCUCACCGUCGCUCCCCGGUGCCGCGUCCACCGUGACGGCGACGCCAUCUCUCUGUAUGCACACCUGGAGCGUGGAGCGGCUGCGCAUCGAGCUCAAACAGCAGCACGCACAGCAGCAGCGCCAGCGCAAGGACUGGGCGGCGGCUGUGGUGGUUCGCAAGGACCGUGGAAGUGUUGAUAAUCUCACCGGGGUGCUACUCAGUUCCACGGCUUCGUUCCGCCACUCUGCGAAACGCCGCGACAAGCCAACGGCGAGUGUGAACACCAACGUUGCCACGGACCUGGACCGUGCAAACGCCCUCCAACGGCGCGCAAGCAUGUCAGCCAUGUCUCGGGUCGCUGAGCCCUCAGCGGCGACAGCCGUCAAAAUGCUUGAGGACAAGGGGCUCCCGCGUGCGCUCUUCUUUGUGCACAUACAGGAUGUGAGCGACUCCACGACGCUGUCGACCAGCUCCGGCGACUGCCAACUGGACCCCACAAGCCUGGGCACGGCGAUCUGGCGCGCCGCCGCCACCUGGCAGCCCCACGUGAACGAUCCACAGCAGGAGUGCGCUGAGGCACGUGCGCGGACUGUUAAUGAGCUGAUAACGCAGCUACGGCUUCUCUGUCGGCCUGCUGCUGGCCGUGUACUCACAAAUGAAUCCCUGGCACCGCGACAGCUGGCAGAACCCUUCCGUCUGGGGGACUACCGCCUGACGGAGGCGACCUGCGUCUGCCUGAAGAAGACAAAUAAGGCCUUCCUGGGUACUCUGCCCGCCUCACCGGCACUAGAACCCUUUGGGCAGAGCGGGGCACUCUCAGGCGGGGCCGUAGGCGCUGCCGCUAGGGACGCACUCAUGGCGGAAGCGGAGGUGUGGGCUGCCGUCCUGCAGUACUCGGAGCAGCUGUACCGCCUUGUUGCGGAAGAGGUAUUUAUGGACGGAGUUGCGCACCCGGUGCGCCCUGCCGCACCACCAGCUGCAGCGAUGCUCAGUACCACGGCCUGGUUCACCAGUAUCGAUCAGAGCUACACACGGGCAAAGGAGGCGAUUGCAGCGUACACGGCUUACACCAUCGCCUCUCUCGAGGACUGUCUCGCUCUUCUGCUUCGGUUCUCGGUGGACGUGUGUCUUGGCCAGCUCGCGGCGUCGGUGCGCCUACUCUGCGACAGCAUCGAACGCCACCAUCGGAUAGAGACGCCCGCACUCUUUGACCCCUUCACCUCUGCAUUUGUGGACAGCGGGGAGAACAUUGGAGAAGAACUACUCAGGGUCGUACCACGUCUCUCCGCCGAGGUGGCACGGGCCCUGAUCGACUCCAUGAACCGCGUGGACGCAAGAAGUGCGAGCUCCAUGCUCUCCGCCAAGCUAGGGGAGGUGUACUGGCCGCAGGUGACAGCCGUCACAGCGGAGGUGGCGGUACGGCAUUUCGCAAGUCGCUCUCUGCACAACCUCGCCGGCGUUGCCUCCUCAGCCACGAACGCACCGCAGGUACUGCAGCAGGUGCCGCUCGUCCCAGACGAGAGCGAAUCCGCUGGGGGCAGCAACACAGGUGCGGCGAAGGAUGCGGUGGCCCUUAAAUCGGAAGCCAAGAUUAUGGCGGAGGAGCACAUUCCAUCAGUCGUGCAGCUCCUCCUCGAGCACGCUAUCAACGCACCGGCGCCCCUCGCACGCGUCACGGUUCUUUUGCAGAAGCCACAGCAGAUGGUGCGUGCCACGCGCGACGGUGCUGAGGCUUGGUUGGAGCUACUGUACCACGAGGUCCUUGGCCUGCAUCCAGCGGCGCCAGUAUCAACUGUGCCACGCACGCGACGACCGCGCAGCCUCGACGAACUCGCCGACGGCCCUCAGAUCGUAUUAGGCGCUGACAAUCACGACGCCACAAAUCUGCCGCGGCCGAGCCCGUGGCGAUGCGGCCAGCUGGAUCUGCUACUGAACUCUGUUCGCCCCGCCAAACCAAAUAUCAUGAUUCCUGUGGAGACCUUCGAGCGUGGCCUCCUUGUGUAUCAGCUGCAACGGCUCUGGCGCUUCCUCCCCGACGUAUCUGCCGAUCUGGCGGCGAAGGCGAAGUAUUUGAUAGGUGUUCACGAGGCAAAAACCCCGGCGCCAGCAGCGCUGCUGGCCCGACCAGCGACUUCCUCAGCAUCUUCAGGGCCUCCUGCGCUGCCCGACCCCUCGCUCGAUGCGUACCUGCUGACUAGCUGCCCCUGCCGCCCCUCUGCAGAGCAGCACUUUCCAUUUCUCACCACAGCAGACGUGAAGCAACUGUCUGCAGCGGCGGUGGCCGAGGCAGCCACCACAGCAGCGGCGGCCAAACCGGUGGUGAUGGUUGACGUGGAGCUCUGGCUGCAAAACCUCGCGCUUCAGCGCUGCUGUUUUUGUGCAAACUUCUGCGCCCCAACCACUCGUGUCGGUAGUAGGCAACCCGAGCGUGGGUCAAUGCAGACUCCUCAGUGCGUGCGAGUGUGCACUGCGAUGCCGAGCUCCGGCGCCGUGCGGCGCACCAUAGCCACUCUGCCUGCUUGCGUGCUGGCACAGCACGCCACCUUCUGCACGACAGCGACGCCGCCUUUGCCGUCUCUCGUCACGACUCCGCGUUCCUCGCCGAGCGAGAUGCCGGCGGCGUGGGCGCUCGUAGAGUGGUGGUGGCGCGGGUGGUGCGGUGAUAACUUGUGGAGUCAGUCCGAGGACAUGCAGCGUUGCUAUGCGCUGUGGCGAAUCUUGCUGGGACACAUUCUGCCAAACCCACCCGCGUCUCCUGACGCUGCGGCGUCAACACCACCAGAAAUGGUCCCUCUCUUGUCCUCCUUGAUGCGCCUCCUUGUGGGUAUCGGUAAGCGUGCCGACGCUACGGAGGAGCGAGUGCGGCGAGCAUUCCAUUGCCUUGCAGCUCUGCGGCGAGUGCGUGAAGGUGAGUUGGACACCCGCAUCGCCACGGCGGAGGGGGACGUCAAUGCUGAUGCGACAAUUUUCAUCGAAGAUGAAAUGACCCUCACAAUCGAUGAAUGUGCUGCAUUGGGCCGGCUAUUAAGUCCGACAGUUUACGCUGUCGGCAGCAAUGCCCCUGCACCGACAGCAGCGGGGUUUGCAGCGGUGGCAAAGACAUCUGAGAGAGAAAUCGGCGAGCACGAGUUUAUGACGGAUGUGCAGCUGCUCCUGCAGGUGGAGUGCACGAAGGGUGUAACUCUACCGCUGCUUCUCUCCUCGCGAUGGGCCAGCCUCCUGAUGAAGGAACACUUUUAG
Leishmania braziliensis MHOM/BR/75/M2904 is the source of this 5763-nucleotide messenger RNA. RefSeq lists its product as hypothetical. The record is from RefSeq and is a predicted model, not a curated record. The transcript has a single exon. Bases 1 to 5763 code for a protein of 1920 amino acids. Lineage: Eukaryota; Euglenozoa; Kinetoplastea; Trypanosomatida; Trypanosomatidae.